Messenger RNA from Ilyonectria robusta, 2459 nucleotides. Its product is annotated as ASST-domain-containing protein. The coding region runs from base 480 to 2273 and encodes 597 amino acids. The record is from RefSeq and is a predicted model, not a curated record. Lineage: Eukaryota; Fungi; Ascomycota; Sordariomycetes; Hypocreales; Nectriaceae. The transcript has 2 exons.
GUGCCAUCUAUGCUCUGGCCCAGCCUGGCUUAAGAAACCGCCACAAUAUUAUCUCGAUCCUCCAUCUCCUUGCUUCAUCCUCCCCUCCUUCUCCUUCUCCUCCUCCUCCUCCUCGCCUUCGCUCUCUUUCGCUUUGCUUCCCCUUCUGCGAGCCGCUUUUCUUCGCCCGCCCUCGCCGCUCCCGUUGCCUUCGUUACUCUUAGUUCGGUCUUGCCUGGUCUUGCAUUGCUCGCGUGAGAGCGUCACCAGUUUUUGCGCCGCUUCUGCCUUUUUGUCCUCGAUUAUCGCCAUCGCUCGCCAGUUGAUGCGUCCAAUCCUUACCGUGAUUACUACUGCUACUACUGCUGCGACUUCUGCUCUGGCUGUCCCUCCACCCCAUCGCUAAACUCGACCUACGAUUUGCUACUCCCGACGACUUUCUACUCUCGACGACACUCCAACUUUGCGAUUGUACGACUUAUUUCAGCAUCUUACUCCUAAUGGCUCCCAGCCUCAGAAGCACGGCCUCGGCUGUGCUGUCGGCACUCGCCUGGGCUGGCUCCUCCCUGGCGGACACGGUCUUCUACGACAGCCUCGAUGAAUUCACAGCCCUUGCAAAUGCCACCAGCGGAUUCCCCAGCCAGACGUUCCGAUCCUCGGAAAUCAUUGCUCCCGUGCUCCACGUCAACACGUACGACCGCAGCGCCGUCGACGAUGCUGGCUACAUCUUCAUCGGCGCCGUGUACGGCAAGAUGCGGGCGGGCCCCAUGAUCCUCGACGCCAAGGACAUGAGCCUGGUCUACGCCGACCAGCGCUACGACAACUCCUACACCUCGCAGGUCCAGACGGUGAACGGAACCAACUACCUGGUCUUCUGGGAGGGCGUCCACAACCGCGGCCAUGCUAACGGCUACGGCCUCGUGUUCAACGAGAACUACGACCUCGUCUACAACGUGACGGCCCACGGCUACCAGGACACCCUUGCUGACAUGCACGAGAUGCGCAUCACCGAGAACAACACUGCCUUGUUCACCGUCUACUGGAGUAUCCCCUGGGACUGCACCUCUAUGGGAGGGCCCGUCGACGGCUUGUUGAUGGACAGCGGCUUCCAGGAGGUCGACAUGGAGACGGACGAGGUGCUCUUCACUUGGGCGGCUACGGAUCACUUCGAUGUUAAAGACACCUACGCCCGCUACGGCAGCGGAUUCGGCGUCAGCGACAACUCGGGCUUUGACUUCUUCCACAUCAACUCGGUCGACAAGACCGAAGACGGAAACUAUCUCAUCUCCAGCCGCCAUCUCUCGCUCCUCGCCCUCAUCGACGGCAAGGACGGCCACCCGAUCUGGGUGCUCGGCGGCCACCGCAACCAGUUCCUCGAUUUGAACGACGGCCGCGCCACCAACUUUGGCUGGCAGCACGACGCGCGGUUCUACAAGAACCAGAGCCACAUCACCAUGUUUGACAAUCACGGCGAGCAAACCGGCCCCUGUAAGGAGGACGGCUGUAAGACCCGCGGCCUGCACCUGGCCAUUGACACCGAGGCCAUGACGGCCCGCAUUGUGCAAGAGUAUUUCCACCCCGCAGGUAUCGACUCGGGCGCCAUGGGCGGCUUCCACACGCUCGACAAUGACAACGUCAUUAUCGGCUGGGGCUACAAUCCCGGGUUCGUUGAGUACACGCCCGACGGCAAGCCGGUGCUGGACUUCCAGCGCGGCAAGCUGGGCGAGGGCUUCCAGGCCGACAUGUUCGCGUACCGCGUCAUGAAGCACGACUGGAUCGGGCGGCCCAGAUGGCUCCCCAGCGCCGCCAUCGAGGCUCCUCAUCGCACCACGGAGAAUGCCACCGUGUGGCUGUCGUGGAACGGCGCCACGGAUAUUGUCUCGUGGGUAGUGCUCGCUUCCGACUACGCCAACACGCUCAACGGCCACAGGAACGUCGUGGCCGUCGCCAACCGCACCGGCUUCGAGACGGAGAUCUACCUCGGCGGCGAGACGAGCCAUCGCUACAUGGCCGCCGCCGCCGUCACCGCCGACGGCACCAUCCUCGGCUCGACGUUUGUGAUUGAUAUGGCCACCGGCCAGCCGUGCCUCAUGGCCAGCCACGUCACCUCCAUCUGGCCCGAGAUGGAGACCACCAUGACUAACUUUGUCCUCAUGGGCAUGAUCAUCGGCGCCAUCGCCACCGUCUCGACGCUGGGACGCUGGUUUUGGCGGCGACGAUACCACCUCCACAGCUGGGACAGCAGUGUCGCCAAGUACGAGCGGCUGGAGCCCGAAGAGAGGCGCAUCGACUAAAAAAGAAAAAAGUCCUGUGCUCUUGUGCCUAUUAAUCUCAUGCAUGGCGUUGAUACCUAGGGAAACGGUGGGAACGGGGAAUGGCGAACUGGCGUUACGCGUAUUGGGUAAGAGAUCCUCAUCGCGAGGGGUUCAUUUUGUUCACAUUCUGUAAUUACUCAUGGAUUAUUCCAAUAUUUACUCAUA